UCUGGGGAAAAAGGAUACCUUCACAAGGAGAGAGAACUGUCGAUUCCUGCACAAAGGAGGCACCUCUCAGGUCCAGGAACGGUCAAAAUGGUGUUGACGGAUGUGUCCAAGCCUCAUCUCCAUGUCCUUGAUAGCCAUUAUGGCUACAACGAUGGUCUCAAGAAGCCGUUGGCACAUAACCCUUGUGAGGAUGAUAGUGAUGACGACAAGGUGGAUGAGCUUUCAGAAGAGGGGAAUGCAUCACUGAUGCGUGGCUUAAAGAAGAAACCCUGGAAAAGUUUUAGAGCCUCCCAACAUCAAUCAGCGGGGAUGGGGUGCAGAAGUGCCCGUGAAUGUCGGUACUCCUCCCUGCGAAACCGGCAGCAGCCGACAUUACGUUUCACAGAGGACGACUGUCCGAGUCCGUCGACAGCAAACAGGGAUCCCUGCGGAGGAAGGCCGACUAGGAGCAAAGGUUGGCAUAGGCUCCAUGUCCCAACCAGUGCCUGCAAAUCCAACAUAAGGCGUACUGGAGCAGAAAAGUUAGUGAACGCACCAGUGCAAGUCGGUAAGCGCUCCCUGAAGUCCGACAGGAUUACCAGCCAGAGGAAGAGAUUGAUUGACACCCUCAGUUCCCAAGCAGAGGUUAAUCGCCGCAGGUGCAAAGGGAAUGAUUGUCAAAUGGAGGGAAGAUAUGAUGGUGAAGAGAGACUGUUCAAAGGGCAUAGUGAUGAGUGGACACAGGAUGUUGUUGGAUGGGAUAAAGAAGAAGAGGAGGAGCAUCAUGAAGUGGAUAUCAAACUGAGGCGAAAGAUUUGGCAUCGAGUGGUGUCCAGGGAGUCUGAGAGAUGUUAUGAGGGUGAAGAGAGACAGUUCGUAGGGCGUGAUGAUGGGACUCAGUGGGCGGAUGACGCCGUUGGAUGGAAUGAAGAGGAGGCGGUGCAUUGCCAACGAGAUGCCCACAAACCAAGGGCAAAGAUGUGGGGGCGAGUCAGAGUCAUCCCCAAGGAGUCUGAGGGAGGGGAUCAGGGUCAUGAGAGAUGGUUGAAAAGGGGUGACGCCCAGUGGACGGAUGACAUUGCUUCACAGGAUGAGGGAGAGGAGGAGGAUCAUGAAGUGGAUGCGGAAGCUGGGCAAAAGAUGCGGCAGCGAGACAUCCACAAGGAUGUGGAUUAUGAGCCACGGGAUGAGGAUGAAGGGAGACCAUUCACAGGGUGUGACGAUGACAUUGUUGAGCGGGCAUGUGAUGCUGAUGCACGGGAUGAAGAAGAAGAGGAGGAGGAAGAGUGUGAGCAGCAGUUUGUUUCCUUGCCGAGAACGAAGAUCCGCCGCCGUCGAUUCGUCCCCAUGCACUCUGAUGGCGACCGGACAGCAUACCAUUGGAGAGACGAACACCAUGUCCGCAAGUCUGCCAGAAAGACUGUGAGAUCUUUUCGCCCACCCUACUUGGGAUCGGCUGAGGCAACCGUACAGCAAAAUGGUGGCUUAAGACGCGCAGGAUCCAUGAAGCCCGCAGGAGGUGAUUAUCAUUCAGAUCGUCAUACAACGGUAUUGAAUGAAUAUCACCCAGAUUCUUGUGCAAGGGGUCCAGUUGAGAGGGGGGAUGAAAUGGACCCCUCUAUCGACCAUUCAUCCUUUUCUGGCGGUGAAACUGCCAACCUUCGGUGGAAGACUGGACCCAGAUCCAAUCGCUACCAUGAGCCGCUGCAUGAGCCUAGAUUGAACAGUGUUGUUGACUCAGGCAGACCAUCACCACACCCUGUUGCUGAACUGCAUCUUCAAGGAAAGAAAAGACGAACAGCCAGAACUACUCAGCGCUUGGACGACUUGCAUGUAAGCGCCUCCGAUCAACUCGAGAGUGUCAAAAUCUGGCCAUCGCCUUUUCCACAUGGGCAUCCUCCGCAGCUGACUAAGCAAUCAAUCAAAGAUCCUAAGAGAUUCGGCUACCACUCGGACCCAAGCUCGAAUCCUGAUGUUCAAUUGGUAGGGGUAGGCCUUCCUAACCUUCCAAGGAGAGGAUAUGGAGGUCACAAGCCUGAGAUGAAGCUGAGAUCUAAAGCCAAAAAAACUUUCGACGACUCAGAGUGUGCACUGCCAGGUGUCUGUGGUGGUCAUGGGAAGUCGGUAAUCGGCGUACUCAACCAUGGAUCUUCUGCUGCGUCGCUUUGCAGUGGUCAUUCCCAUGAUGCAGCUUCUGACUCACAGAACAAGACAUGUCCUCCUCCUCCAUGCUCACACCCUCCCCAGGGGGAAGAGUCUCGCAGGAUGGACUCACGUCAACCACGCACCAAGAAGCAGUCAACCAGCAUCGAUCCGCGCCAGUGUAUCGUUAUCGAGAGCAAUAGCAGUGAUAAUGCUUGUGUUGCUCAGGACGAUGACGAUGAUGAUGAUGGUGAUGAUGAUGAUGAUGAGGCGAAUUGGGCGACCUUAUGCCACAGAAAAAUUAGAGGAGGCAAUGGUCGCAUCGAACGUAGAAUCACAAAAAGAAUGAAGCAACAGAAGGAAAAGGAGGGGGUAAAGGAGGAGGAGGAGGAGGAGGAGGAGGAGGAGGAGGAGGAAGAUGAACAACAUAAAACUUUCAAUGUGGAUGAUAAUGGCAAUCAGAGAGAGUAUCGAGGUAUAGGUAGGGAAGAGAGGCAUCAUUGUGCCGAAGGUUUUUUCGGUGAUGACUGCUCGAAAGAAGAUCAGGAUGUCAGAGUGCUCAGCAGCAUGAAGCAGCGAAGCCUCAACAUGGAAAUGAUCAGGACCAGGGAUCAAGAAGCUAGCAUCAAGGCUCUGACGGCGAAGGGUAAAGCUGCAGACAGACUUCAGUGGAGACGCAGAGUGGUUGAUGACCAGGCUGGUGGUGAUGGGGUGUUGAAAGGCACCCAAGCAAGUGCAGAGAGUACACCUCUGAGAACAGUGGGCAGCUAUGGUUCAGAUCCCAGCAGUGAGAGCUUGAGUGACUCAGACCCAGACUUCAAGCCAUUUGUUCUGCCUGAAGAUUGCAGGGAAGAUUCCAGUGAUCAAAGCCAUUUCUCCAGCCUCAGACGUCAAGCAACCGGUGUCCAAGCAACAGAUCCCGUCCGUGAUAAACGAGUGGAUAGAGAGAAGAUUCACAAGUCGAGAUCAUCACCUCGUGUGCUCAGGAAGCGGAAGUUGAAUGACAUAUCGACGGUGACGAGUUCAAUCAGAAAAACGCCCGGAAUUGGUAAUGGCAGCCAAAUCCAUGGUGGUGGACCUGCAGCAUCUUUCUUUGAGAAUCGCAGCAGCUGCUUCGAUUCACUCCACGUCACAGGCAUCGGCACAAUUGUCAAUGAAAGAACUGGGGUAAGAAGUUACAAACCAGGGCGAAGUGAAUCCAACAGCAACAGUUACUCCGCUCGUCCUUCAAAUUAUCCAUCACAUUCUAAAGGGUGGGCAAGUAGUGUCGUAGUGUCACUUCACUAAUCCGUGUGCAAGUGUGGCAUGAGUAAAACCUCCAUUUUCAU
This is a messenger RNA of Chara braunii, 3449 nucleotides long. The record is from the annotation of a GenBank genome assembly. NCBI's taxonomy places the organism in Eukaryota, Viridiplantae, Streptophyta, Charophyceae, Charales, Characeae.